Messenger RNA from Sycon ciliatum, 1082 nucleotides. RefSeq lists its product as uncharacterized. Bases 174 to 1082 code for a protein of 302 amino acids. The transcript is spliced from 4 exons. NCBI's taxonomy places the organism in Eukaryota, Metazoa, Porifera, Calcarea, Leucosolenida, Sycettidae. The record is from RefSeq and is a predicted model, not a curated record.
AGUUUGACUUUCCAUCCAUUCUUCGUUGUGAAGCGACCACCAGAAAACUGUAUUGCCUUUCGAGUACUAAACGUGCAGCUUCUAAAGGACGCUAUUAGUAGCUAGUACUGAUGUUCAGGCUUGGGAGAAGUUGAUUCCGGUCACUCAGCGUUCCGUACCAGGAAUGUGAUCUCAUGAAUGAAGCGCAUCAAAACGACAUGGAGGCAGGAGAUCGACUGGUGGGUUCCCUCACACUUUGUGGCGUGGCUAGGAUGAUGAAGGACAGUCGCUCGCGAGCGGGCCACUUGCUGUCCAUCUACAAUCCAGAUCAGACUGUUCGAUCUUUCUGGCACUGUCGUUGCACUGAUGUCACCUACAAACUUGUCGACUAUCAACUCUCUGAUCCGACGUCAAGUUGGGACGAGGAGGUGCGUGACCAUGAAAAUGCAUACGGCGACUGUGCCGACAAUGACUUUAGUCUGCCAGAGGUGGGCCUUUACGACCACGAGUGCCUGAAAGACUUCCACACCUUCCUGGUCAUCCACUACCAGAUAGCGGCCGACACGAGAAUCUGGAUGCGGGGCGCGCACUUUGCCAAAGGUACCGAGUGUAGCGUGUUCGACGGAUCACAGGUGAUCAGCAACUAUAACUGCUCAUGGCCCAAUGCAUACGUAUGCCAGGGCGAGGACUCACAAAAACAGCCUUUCAAUUCAUUUGAUGAAGCCCCAGCAGCACCUGAUGUAGAGAUCACGCCUGCAGACACAGCGGUGUACGUUGCGUUUGUCAACGACACCGCCUGUCACGAGAAUUGCGUGACAGUUACGACGAUGAAUCAGACUGGAACUCUCUCAAAGGAGGUAUGCAGCUCACACAGCGUUGUGCCGGUUUCCCAGUUGAAGAAACAGGCAACAUACACAAUCACCGCAUUCACCUUGGCAAUACGUCAGUCGUCUUCCUUGCUCUCCAACCGCACAUCACCCGUCACUGUCACUACACUUUCUGCUGGUAAGAACUCUGAACACAGGGAUAUUACACAAUGUCAUAACCAGUCCGGGUUGUAUGCCUGCACUGCAUCCCUGUUCAUUGUGUCUGAACUUUGGUAG